AGCUUCCUGACUAAGAACUGUCUUGUUCGGCGUUCGGUGGGUGGCAGGCACCGUUGAAUGAGACGCCGCCUUUUCGAACGACGACAAUGGUCAACAAGCGACUGGCGGUUGUGCUUCGGUUUGGAGAGUGCAUGUUCCUCUGCAAACAAGAACUCUUGCUUUCUGUGAUAGAGCAUACUGGUGCCAACAUAGUGAAUACAUGUACAUGACAUCAUAGAACAAAAGAACAGCUAAAACAAGAUGGGCGCAAACUGCAGUGCAGACGACCGAAGGUUGGAUGGGAACGUCGACCAUGGCGCUCGUUCCUUGGGCGCCUCUUCCUUGGUGACGCUGACGGAGGACCCAAUUCUGUUGGAAAUGGGGUUCAGCUCGCAAGUGUCACGAUUGUAUGAUGUCAUUGAAGUUCUGGCAGAAGACGAAGAGGUGGGGUCGCUCUUCAAAGUGAGAGUGCGCAACAUGUUGCUUCAGGAACGGUUCGGCAGUGUCAGCCGGAACGGCAAGGUGAUCGCUCCCAGUCCGGACAACAACAACAGCAACAACAACAAGAAUGCCAACAGCAAGGGAGCUACGAAAGAGCUUUCGACACGGACGGCUGGUUCCUCUUCCAGUGAUGGAUUGAGCCACAGAACCUAUCUAUUCAAACAGAUCCUUACCAACAAUCCAGUGGUACUGCUGCGCUGGUUUCAAACCAUUGAAUUGUGGCAAAGGCUCGAACACCCCAAUCUACCUCGUCUCGUGGACGUGCAUGAAGACGAACAUCCUUGUGGUAGUUCCAAGCUGUCAAACGACAAAACCUUUAGCAGUGUCUCGUUUGUGAUGGAACACUGUGAAGGCAAACCCAUUUUAGAACGUUCCAGGUUUUACACCGAGUCGCAAGCCCGCAAGAUUUUACGACAGAUUCUAGAUUUGAUCAAGUACCUGCACUCUCGAAACAUUGUCCAUGGUGACUUGCAAGCCAAAUGGUUUCAAUUUGAACAGGCGGAUCCCAAGCAAUGGAAGAUUCAAUUGACGGAUUUUUCCAUGGCGCAUCCAGUAGAACCAGGAACUGGUGCAGCAAACACUUCUUUUCUACGGAUCAUGAACGAUGACUUUGAAGUGGGCAUGUACUCGCUAGCACCCGAGGUGUUGCUCAGUGGUAGACCACACAGCCCCGCUGGAGACAUGUGGAGUAUUGGGAUCAUCCUGUAUCAGAUGCUGUCGGGAAGGCAGCCGUUUGGUGACAGCGCAGAGGCAUUCAUUGAAAAUAUGAGAGUUGGAAGCGCGCCACCGACAUUUGAGGAACCCGAGUGGAAACGGGUGAGCUCUUCGGCCAAGGAUCUGAUACAAAAGCUUCUCAAUCUAGAGCCCAAUGCACGGUUGACAGCAGAACAGGCUCUCAAGCACGGUUGGUUUUCAUCGUUGUACCGGGGACUCUCUUCUAUCUCUUAUCAUGGGUAGUCGAGAUGGAUAGUUGUGCAGAUAGGGGACAAGAUGUGUGUACUGGUACUACAACGUAGUAAGCCAAACCAGGUCGUGUACGAUAGAACAGUGUUGCGGAAUUUCGCAAGAUCAAGUCUCUUUUGGGUACCGUAGGUCGAGCCAAGGGGAUACGUUUUUAGAGAAAAAUCGGCAACCACUCUGUAUUGAGAUCCUUUCAAAUCAUCGACUGCACACGAGCUCGUUCUGGAGGCACAUGUGGUACCUAGCACCUCCAACACAACCUCAACGGCAUCGUCACAGGCAGUCAGCCAACCGACCUACCGAUAGAAACCUCGGCUCUGAAACGGAUUCAGACAAAAUGUGCAAAUCGAGGCUCUCGAGUCCCCUCACCUCGUUCCAGAAACUACUUCAUGAAGUCGAUGACCAAUACCUUAUCUUUUAUUAAUGGAAUAAUGAAUGCAAUAUGCACGCAAUACGAAGUAACAAUAUCGACAGCCUUCACUUCCA
Molecule: messenger RNA, 1926 nt
Organism: Seminavis robusta
Lineage: Eukaryota; Bacillariophyta; Bacillariophyceae; Naviculales; Naviculaceae
Source: the annotation of a GenBank genome assembly